Eimeria maxima is the source of this 1527-nucleotide messenger RNA. RefSeq lists its product as hypothetical. NCBI's taxonomy places the organism in Eukaryota, Apicomplexa, Conoidasida, Eucoccidiorida, Eimeriidae. The record is from RefSeq and is a predicted model, not a curated record. The coding region runs from base 1 to 1527 and encodes 508 amino acids. The transcript is spliced from 8 exons.
AUGGAGGAAGGCUCCGAGAGGUCAUAUAACGAACUCCUGCAGCUGCUGCAGCAGCAGCAGAACCCCGAUGUCCUGCUGCAAGUUUUACAGCUGCUGCUCCAGUGCAGCUCUGACGCCGAUUUCAUUCGGUUUCUCAUGGAAGGCUUCUCUGCCAGCAGAUAUGGCCAGAAACAACAGCAGCAGCAACAACAACAACAGCAGCCGCAGCGGCGGGAUCCCGUCUUCAGCGGGGUGCGUCGCCUUCUGCGUCUUAUUGGCACCGGAGACGGUCGCCUCUCUGCUAUGAGCACCGAAGUCCUGAUCAAUUUGACUGCCAAUGAAACCCUCGCUGCCCUCAUGCUGGAGGAGUACAAGGACAUGACGAGCGUGCUGAUGGGAAACCUGAAGCAGCAACAACAGCAGCAGCAGAGGCAGAAACAGCAACAACGUGACGAAGAUGCUGUUCCCCUGCAUAUUGGCGUCACCCUGAUGCUGCUGUCAAAUGUCACGCGCCACAAAGCAGCAAUUGACGCUGUCUUCUCUCCUCAACUACCAGUACCUGGUUCGCGCAUGCACCACCUGCACACCCAUGAUUAUCACUUGCUGCCCUGUUUGCUGCUUCUUCACGAGGCCCCACGAGACGCCGAAAGUGCCUAUUGGAAAGAGCAGGGUUUAUUUCUACUGCACAUCCUGCGCAAUGUUACGGCCAACGACGAGGCAGUCGAGUUCCUGCUGCGCCGCAGGAUGAAGACUGUGAAUAAACUCAUGGACCUAUUGAGGUACUUGCCUCCUCUUUGUCAGGCACCAUUCCUGUUGCUGGCAUUGAGACUCGCCUGUCGCGAGCAGCUGCACCCUUUACUGCUGCCUGUAGACCCCAACCAGCUGCAGCAAAAGGUAGAGCAGCAGUACAGUCAGGAGCUGCAGCAGCAGCACCAAGGCGAGCAGCUGCUGUCGCCAGAGGAAGAUUGCCGGCUUUUACUGGCCCUCUGUUGCUUCCUGUAUCCCAAACCAGACAGUGUCCAACGCACAAAGGCACGAGAUGAACUGACAACUCAAGAUGCAGAAGAAGACAAGCAGCGGCAGCAGGAGCAGCAGCAACAACAGCAUACGGGCAUCACAGAACGACAGCGUCUGCGCUUUUUGCACCCUACCGUUGAUAGUUGCAGCUACGGCCCCGCCGCUUCUGCGAAGGGCCGCAGUCUGGCGGUGGACUGUCUGGCGGCCUUGGCCACUUCACCUCACGGCCGAGUGGUGCUUGCAGUGUUUACAUUCCCGGCUGAGCCACCUUCACCCGAAACCCUGAUGCCUCCCCUCUCUCUUCUUCUGCGGGCGCACAGGGAAACGCUGCGCUGGUUUGGCGUGUACGAAGUGCUGCGUGCUGUCUUCUGCAUCGAGACGGAGGAGAGCAUCAGAGACAAAGUGGAGGGAAUCGUCCACCUGUUGGUAUUCUCUGAGGAGGAACUUCUGGACCAAGACAAGCAGAUGCAACAAAAAGAGGAGAUAAAGCCCCUAUGCUGCAUUGAGGAAGAGACGCAGGACUCCGCAUAG